Messenger RNA from Lottia gigantea (owl limpet), 1173 nucleotides. RefSeq lists its product as hypothetical. Lineage: Eukaryota; Metazoa; Mollusca; Gastropoda; Lottiidae. The transcript has 5 exons. Gene Ontology annotation, molecular function: monocarboxylic acid transmembrane transporter activity. The annotation marks the transcript as partial. Gene Ontology annotation, biological process: monocarboxylic acid transport; transmembrane transport. The record is from RefSeq and is a predicted model, not a curated record.
GAAGGGGGAUGGGGUUGGUUUGUAGUUCUGGGAUGUCAUCUGCAACAUAUAAUAAUUGGAGGUUUUGAGAGAUCUGAUGGUGUACUGUUUCUGAAACUUAUGAGUAAAUUUAAUGGUACUGCUUCAGCUACAUCGUGGGUUUGCUCCCUUAGUUCUACUGUACGAUUAAUGAUAGGUCCAUUAGCCAGUGCUAUGUGUAACAGGUUUACAUGUCGUUAUACAACAUUUGUUGGUGCUGUGUUAUUUGCUGUUGGAGUUUUACUAAGUGGUCUAGCUCCAAGUUUAGUGUAUCUUUAUUUCACUUAUGGUGUUCUUGGAGGUAUUGGAAGAAGUUUAAGCUAUACCCCAGGAUUACUAAUAGUGGGCUUAUAUUUUGAUAAAAAACGUGGAUUAGCGUCAGGAAUAAGCUCAGCUGGUGUUGGCAUUGGAACUUUUCUUUUACCUUUGGUAUUUGAGAUUUUAUUUGAAGAAUUUGACUUUUUUGGAGCUUUUCUGAUUCUUAGUGCCAUACCUUUAAAUUUGUGUAUUUGUGCCAUGUUAUUCCGACCAUUAUACAUUCAUCAUAGCAUCAUAACUACUGAAAACACAACAACCUCAACUGCAACUCAAACAGAUCCUGAAAUGGGCAAAAACAGUCUUCAGAAAUUCUACAUGAAAUAUAUUAAACCACAAAAAACAGAGACAAACCAAAGGAAACUGAUUGAUUUUUCUCUUUUGAAAAUUCCUUCUUUUCUGUUCUUCUGUAUCGGCAUUGCCAUCUUUACUGCAUCCUUUAAAUCAGCUUUUACAUUUCUACCAGCUUUAGCGAAGGCCAACGGAUGUACGGAACGUGAAGCAGCUUUAGUGAUGUCAGUUACAGGAAUAGUGGACACAGUUUCUCGAAUCGGAGCAGGAUUUCUCCUGGAACUUGGACCAAUUAAACCAUUUCGUCCAGUAGUUUACAAUGUAGUGAUGUUUGUCAUUGUUUUGGUGACGUUUCUGUGUCCACAAGCUGAAGGCUUUUUAGAAUAUUGUUUAGUUGGUUGUGUUUAUGGAUUAUUGACUGGUGGAUAUAUAAGUCAAAAGUCAGUAAUAAUUGUAGAUAUUCUAGGAGCAGAUAAGAUUUCUCAUUCUUUUGGAUUAAUGAUCUUUUUUCAAGGACUGGGAACUCUGGUGGGACCACCCCUAUCAGGU